CCCGAAGAAGGAUUGGUUGAUCUCUGUGGUAAGGGGCCCGCUAAGCUCUCCGAAUGGUUACUGGGAGUGUUCGGAGCUGCCUUUCUCGCUCGGGCGCCCCCUGCCGAUCAGCUUUCCAAGUGACACGAAGGCACAGUUGAGUCUUUCCAUUUUUGUUCAUAUAAUGAUCUUGCUGCAGAUGAAAAGUAGGAAGAUUUUGACUGGCAAAGAGUUUUUUGAGAAUCAAAAAUCUUGUUCCAAUCUGUUUCAUUAGCCAAUUUAUCUUACGAUGAUGCCUAACUAUAUAGGUGUGACCCUGUACUUAAGGCAGUGUUUUUCAAACUUGAAACUUUAAGGACUAGGCCACUGAACGGAAAUGAACUGGAGGUUGCAUUUCAGAGUCUCUGCAAGGAAAACUGUGCUUCAGACUGCCAGUUUACAGAGAUCAACUGGAUGGAAGUUUCGGGAUCUCUGGAUGUAUGCCCAGCAUCAGCAUUUUAGAAAUUCUUCCAAUCUGACAGCUUGCAAAAAUCUUCCCUUACUUCCAUUAAGAUCCGUCCUCUGCUUUCCUCAUGGAAAACAUUUGCUGCAGAAGACUUCAGAAAGUAGCUUAAAAAAAACAACAGAUUUGUCUGGAAUAAGGGUCCAGGGAGUAAGGUUCUUGUCCCUAUCUACAUUCUCAAGAGUAGUUUUUGGAAUUGGCGGAGGAGGAAAUAACGGUGGAAAUAAGAAGCUCAGCCUAAGAGAUGUGAUGGAAUACAUCCAGAAGAAAGAAUGCCAUAGGAUAGUAGUGAUGGCUGGAGCAGGACUCAGUACUCCAAGUGGGAUUCCAGAUUUCAGGUCUCCUGGGAGUGGGCUAUACAAUAACCUUCAGCAGUAUAAUAUUCCAUACCCUGAAGCCAUAUUUGAACUUAGCUACUUUUUCCAGAAUCCCAAGCCUUUCUUCAGGUUAGCUAAGGAAUUGUACCCUGGCAAUUACAGACCAAACUAUGCCCAUUAUUUUCUUCGACUUCUGUUUGACAAAGGGCUCCUUCUGCGCCUCUACACACAAAAUAUUGAUGGGCUGGAGAGAGUUGCUGGAAUUCCUCCAGAUAAACUAGUUGAAGCUCAUGGCACAUUUGCUUCCGCUACGUGUACUGUCUGUCGAAGAUCAUAUGCAGGAGAAGAUUUCAGGGGGGAUGUGAUGACUGACAAAAUUCCAAAAUGCCCCGUUUGCACUGGAGUGGUCAAGCCUGAUAUUAUAUUCUUUGGAGAAGACCUCCCUCAUCGGUUCUUUUUGCAUUUGACAGACUUUCCUAGGGCAGACCUGCUUUUUAUCAUUGGAACCUCCCUUGAGGUGGAGCCCUUUGCUAGUCUGGCAGGAGCUGUCCGUGGUUCUGUCCCCCGCGUUCUGAUCAAUCGAGACCUGGUGGGGCCAUUUGCGGUCCAGUCACAGCACAAUGAUGUAGCUGAACUGGGAGAUGUAAUCAGUGGAGUGGAAAAAGUGGUAGAACUGUUGGGCUGGAAAGAGGAGUUACAGGAACUAAUAAAAAAGGAAAGAGAAAAGCUGGAUACGAAGAAGAAAUAGAAGUGUAUUCUCUACUUUUGGAAAGAUUUAACUCCUCAAAGUGUGCCUCAGCCAAAGGUUAUAGUGAUAAAUUCACAGAUCAAAGUGAAAAGAUAGUGGAUUUUUUUGUUCACCUAGUAGGUAACAGUAACAACUAUCUGGAGAUAAUAAUUUAACUCAUUGGACAUCUUUGACACCUCAGAGAAGGACAUGUUUUCAAAUCUGUUGGGGAAAUGAAAACCAAAUAAUUUGAUGAAGACUAACUCUGGUCCCGGUGACCAAUCCAGAUUGGAUCCUGCAAAUAAUUCUAAUUUAAUUUUCUAUGAAGAUAGGCUGCAAGCAUUUUCAAUGUAACUGCUACCUCCCUUUUAGAAGGCAUUAAUUUUCUCCCAUUUUUUUUAACUUUUUCCACUUGGAUUAUUUCUGAGUCAUUUAAAAAGUGUAGAAAUCUGUGGUGUUUUAUUCAGAGCCUCAACAAGUGUAUUACAGUAUUUCAUUCAUACUGAAUCCACAAUUUUCUACCCAUUUGGAAGAAAUCAAAUUGGGAGUGCAGUUUUUAUCAAAAGUGAAUUCCAGCUUAUUUAUUUUCAAGAGUUCUUAAAAUAAUGUGUAUAUUAAUUCACAGAUAUCACACAUAAUUUGAAAAGAUAACUUGUUUAUGCAUCAACAUUUCUAGUAAAGACUAGCAUAUAUAGGAAUGAUGUAGCUGCUGGAUGAAUGUGUAGCAUUUGCAACUACAGUUCAAUUUAAAGCAAAAUAAAAUCUAUAAAUGAUGAUGAUAAUAAUAAUAAUAAUAAUAAUAAUAUUGGAAGGGACCUUGGAGGUCAUCAAGUCCAACCCCCUGCUCAGGCAGAUAAUCCUAUACCAUUUC
This is a messenger RNA of Crotalus tigris (Tiger rattlesnake), 2396 nucleotides long. It is a transcript of the gene SIRT3, whose product is annotated as sirtuin 3. Bases 356 to 1546 code for a protein of 396 amino acids. The transcript is spliced from 10 exons. NCBI's taxonomy places the organism in Eukaryota, Metazoa, Chordata, Lepidosauria, Squamata, Viperidae. Gene Ontology annotation, molecular function: NAD+ binding. The record is from RefSeq and is a predicted model, not a curated record.